Messenger RNA from Megachile rotundata (alfalfa leafcutting bee), 10828 nucleotides. RefSeq names its product retinoid- and fatty-acid binding glycoprotein apolipophorin (gene apolpp). Gene Ontology annotation, biological process: lipid transport. Gene Ontology annotation, molecular function: lipid carrier activity. The record is from RefSeq and is a predicted model, not a curated record. NCBI's taxonomy places the organism in Eukaryota, Metazoa, Arthropoda, Insecta, Hymenoptera, Megachilidae.
GCAUCGGUGCUUUUGUGGUGUUUCGCUCGUGGCCGCAUCGUGUCCCAGCUGAUAUAUUUAUUGUGCGACAAGUGUUUCAAGAAAAACCCAAGACUUCUACGAGGUCGUCAUGGGGCAUCCACCUCGACUGUCGGGGACCACCCUCGCAUGUCUUCUACUACUUCUCGCCACGGCUCAUGCCGCCAGCAAAUGCACGGUCGGCUGUCGUGGAAUGCAUCCGAGCAAAGCGUAUCAGGAAGGGCACACGUACGUAUAUAAUCUUGAUGGCACGUCAGAGACAUCUGUUACCGAUGCACAAGGGACUGCUAACCUCCGAUUGUCCGCUACUGUGGAAAUGUCUGUCAAACCGAACUGCGUCCAUCAGUUGCGACUGAAGAACGUCAAGUUAAAUGGAGCGCCCGCGUCCUUGCCAGACCUCGAAAAGUACGCGGUACAGUUCAAUUACCAUGACGGACACAUUGACACGGAGCUGUGCACCGAGCCAGGCGACUCCCAAGCGUCUCUGAACAUCAAAAGAGCAGUUGUCUCCUUGUUCCAAUCAGCUGUCAUGGAAGAGAGCGGUUCAACGACUCACCACGAGACCGACGUGAUGGGAGCCUGUCUAACGGAGUUCAACUUCCGCAAAGAUGGCGACACGGUGACUGUCAGGAAGGACAGGAACUUAGCGCAAUGUUCUUAUCGCGAGAACCUCAAUCAGGGUCUGAUAUCAGCUAGCGUAGACACUUCAGCGGGCAUGAAAUCCUCCCCUCUGCUCGGGUCGCAGCAAGCAAUCGUGCAACGCUUCAAACAGGGUAUACUGACCGAGGCUUCAUCUAAAGAGUUGUACGAGUUGAGGCCCUUCAGCAACGGCAACGCAGGAGCUAAGACCACAGUGGACACCAAACUGGUUCUGAAGAAGGAGAAAGCUGACAGUCCAACGGCCGCAGUGUCGCUGCCUAAAUCCCUGAUCUUCGAAAGACCUCACCCGGUACCGAAAUCAUCUGUGGAAGCCAUCACCAAUGCACUGAAGGCCACCAAAGACGAAGUAGCUUCAGGAGUGAAACCGGAAGCAGCCACUAAAUUCGCCGAGCUGGUGAAAGUUCUCAGACGAAGUAGCAAGGACGACAUCAUGUCCGUUUACCAGAAGAUCAAACAAGGCGCAGGUUUCGACAAGGACGACCAGAAACUGUUCCUGGACACCCUGUUCAGAACGGGCAGCGGCGAGGCGGUAGAAGUUGGAGUCGAUCUAGUCAAGAACAAGGAACUCUCCGGUCUCCAGGAGCUUCUGUUCUACGCCAGUCUGGCCUUAGUACGUCACAUGAAUCUGCCUGCGGUGACGGCCGCCACUAGUCUGCUGGACCAACCUAAUUUACCUCGACUUGGCUACCUGGGUGUCGGACAAGUGAUCGGCAAGUACUGCCAGGAGCACUCCUGCGAGAACGUAGCCGAGGUGAAGGAGGCUGUGCACAAGAUUCGCGAAAAGGUUGGCAAUGGCAAGGCUAAGACCAGGGAACAAGAGAAUCUUGUCGUUUCUGCCCUGAAAGCCCUGGGCAACACGCAAUUCCUCGAUGAUGCGACCCUGCAGAAGCUUGCAAACAUCGCCGCCGACAAGAACGUGCGGAAUCGCGUCCGAGUAGCUGCUCUCGGGGCUUUGCCCAACAGGUGUUCGAUGAAGUGGAAGAACAUUGCGUUUAAGGUGUUGGCCGACCGUGAGGAAGAUAGCGAGGUCAGGAUUAAAACCUAUCUCGCCUUGGUCGCUUGUCCUUGCCCUCAUGUUGCUAACCAACUGAAAGAAGUGCUGGACAAGGAGACCGUCAACCAAGUCGGAUCGUUCAUCCAGACUCAUUUGAGAAAUCUUAGAGCUUCUACUGAUCCUAACAAACUGGCGGCUAAGAAUCAAUUAGGUUUAAUCAAACCACGAACCAAGUUCCCUGAAGAUUUCCGGAAAUUCUCCUACAAUGAUGAACUUUCGUACAAGCUUGGUGCUUUUGGUGCUGGCUCCAGCGCCGAGAGCAACGUAAUCUACAGUCAGAACAGCUUCGUGCCACGAUCGACAAGCCUGAACAUGACAAUGGACUUGUUCGGACGCAGUUUCAACUUCCUGGAACUGGAAACUCGCGUGGAGAACCUGGACCGAGUGAUCGAACGCUACCUUGGACCCAAAGGACAACUCUGGGAGAAGAACAUCGAGGAGUUGAAGAAAUCCGGUGUCAGCUCAGUUAAAAACCUCAAUGAAUACAUCAAGGAACGAUAUGACAAGGUUGUUCGCGGAAAACGCGAGGUAAAACAAGGAGAGUUGGACAGAUUCGCGAAGAACGUUCACUUGAGGAACAACGAGGUUGACCAGGACCUGGAUGUUGACCUUUCCGUCAAACUAUUCGGCGUCGAGCUCGCUUAUCUCAGUUAUCAAGGUGACAGUAGUAAGUUAACUCCAGAAGCCAUCGUCGAUAAGGUAUUCGAAAACUUGGAGAAAGGUUUCGACCUUGUCAAAAACCUGAACUUCGACCUUCAGAACUACCUGCAGUUCCUCGACGCCGAGCUGGUGUACCCAACCAACUUGGGAAGCUCGUUGAACCUCGGUGUGACAGGAACUAGCGUGCUGCGCAUGAAAACCAACGGCAAACUCGACAUACCGGCUAUCUUGAAAGACCCGAAAAACGCCAACUUCAGAAUCGCCCUCGAUCCCAGUGUAUCCGUCACGAUCAUCGGAAGCAUGGUCGUCCAAGGUCUGGACGCUGAAUCCGGAAUGAAACUCAUCAGUACUCUUCACACGGCCAGCAGCACGGACAUGACUGUCUCUGUAUUGAACGGCAACGGCAUCGACGUCAAUUUCGGUAUACCCAAGAAGAAGCAAGAGCUGAUCAGCGCGAGCAGCGAACUGUUGCUGAGUUCCGGCCCGAAAGGUGAAAAAUACGUUGCUCCCAAGUUUGGAAAGGGUAAGACGCACUCGGACUGUUUCGACCAAUUCUCAACCCUCCUUGGUCUAACCGUUUGCGGACAACUCACCUACCCGUACGAGGACCUCGCUACGAUUUCACAGAAACCAAUGUUCCCCUUGAGCGGCCCGGCCAAGUUCGCGAUCACAGUCGAGAACAACGAUGUGAGCAGCUACCACUUCAGGGUUAACCUGAACACUGAAAGUGCUGCUAAACGUUCCUUCGAGAUUCUGGUAGAGACGCCUAACAGCAAAACCAACAGACGUGUGGCCCUGAACCUGGAGGCAGGUCUCGAGCCCAACAAGUACGCCAAAGUCUCUCUCGACUCACCCAUCAAGAAGGCUUCCUUGGAAGUGAUACUCAAGAACAAUCCUAAAGAACGCACCCUCUCCCUCAUUGCGUUCCACGAUCAGAUAGAAUAUUACGGUCGUAUUGGAGUGCUGGCCAGCGGAGGCAAGUACAAACCUGUGCUGGAGUACAGGGUACCUGAACAUAUCGAAAAACUCGCUACAGCGAAGACUGGUCUGAAGUCUGGACAACAGUAUACCGUGCAGGGUACCGUAGACGUUGCCGAUCACCAAGGUGGUCAGAAGUUCAUGCUCGAUAAGGUCGCCCUGAUGGUCGGUGGGCAGAAAUUGGUCGUCGUGGACGGUGACGUAACCAUCACACCUACUGCAGUCACCGUGGAUUCGUCUCUCAGCUACUCCGAUAAGAGUCUAAUCUUCAAGUUGGACGGAAAGCAGAUAUCCAGCAACAACUACGCCCUGAUUGUGACCGCCAUACCAUCUACCGACCCCAACAUUGGAUUCAAUCUGAAGUGGGAAUACAAGAGGGAACCGGACAACCUACAGAACAAGUUGAUCUUCGUACAUGGUUCUGAUCCAAACUCCGAGACCAACCGACUGACCUUGAACCAAGAAGCCGUUUAUAAGAUCGGGCCUAAGACUCCUCUGGUCCUGUCCAUGUCUAACGAGCUAACCUACCCAGCACUCAACAUGAAACUGAAGGUGGAAGGCAAACUUACUCGCAAAUCGGUCAGCGGUGACAUCGAGGUAAAAUACGAGAAAUUCAAGUUCGGUACCGAAUUAUCCGCUAAGAAGGACAUGGAGAAACCUGGCGACUACGACAUCGAGCUGGAGGCUGAACUGAUGGAGAACGGCGUGGAGCUGAAGUCGAAGCGUACCAUCGUCGACGCGCACAAGAGCAAAUUCAGUAACUCCCUUGUUCUGAAACCGGGUGGUAAAUACGAAGCUGACGCUACGGUGACCCACGACGUGAGCAAGAAUAACAUAAACGUGCAACUUGACGGCGACUUGAACCUGAACGGAAAGAAAGUGAAGAUGGACACCGGUUUGGAAGCUAAUCCACAGGCGCUUAACUCACGCGUCUUCGUGAAGGUGGACGGAGUCAAGUACAUUGAAUUCCUGUUGAAGACCACGCGAACACCGAACCCCAGUGGCAGCUUGACCCUCAAUCUGAAGAACUACGUGACUGCGAGUGGUCAGUACAUCUACCAAAACCGCAAAGGAAACGCUAACCUGAACGUUGACUUCCCGAAGAUCAAUCGCAAGGUUAAAGCCAACGCUGACCUGGCCAUAUCUGGAUCCGAGCACGUAGGUAACUUGGAGAUUCUCUAUGACGCCGAGAAAGACCCCUCUAAACGCCUGAAACUGUCCACCGUCUCCGACAUCACGAAGAACUCCGUGGACACGAAGAACGUCCUGGAGGUUCUCACCUACAAAAUGGAGCUGAACGGGAAGGGCAAGCUGCAAGGAUCCUUACAGGAUGGUCAACUGCAGCUGGAUGUGGACACCACCCUGCCAAACGGUCGCUACCUGGUCUGGAAAAUGAAACGCAAUUCCGCGAAAAAGGACAACAAGUACGACAUCUUGGUGGACACUGAGCUGGUAGACAACACGGUCAAAGGUGGGCCAUCAAGGAAACUCGCUUACAAGGCUGACGUGAAGGAUUUGGACCUGGAGCAGUUGACGUACCAGAAGAACUCGGCUCAGUUGAAAUUCGUGGACGCGGACGGAAAGGACUUGCAGGUCUCUUGGAAUGGUAAGAACACCCUGCAGCCUGAAAACAAGAAGUCGAGAGAAUUGAACGUCGAAGUUACUGGUGCUAGCAUUCCCAGGAAAUUCCAGCUUCAAAUAAGCUCAGACUGCGGUAACAGCGAAGCAGCGCUCAAAACGAAAGCUUCGCUGGGUGACGACAUCUCAAUGAUGUGCAGCGGAACAAUCAGCGAGGGCAACCAGGUUGACAAGCCUUCCAAGUUGGACGGUGUCUUCGAGAUGAAACUGCCUAGCGACAAGCUUAGCAACCUGAAGUUGGAGGUCUCCUCGAGUUUGCUAGACGCCACCGAGAAGAACUUGAUAGACUACGCUGAGAACAUAAAGUUGACGUACAACAAUGACAAAAAGAUGCAAGGAGAGCUAUCCUACAAACUACAGUUGCCGGAUAAGGACUCCAACUUGCCCAGUUCGGGCACAGGAAAGCUGAUCUUGAACAUCCUGCAGAAUCCACCUCUGAAAGUAGACGGUAAAUACGAGUACGUGCCUAAUUCCGAGAAGCAGACAGCAAUGGUCGAUCUGAAUGCCAGCUACGGAGACAAAAAGCUGUCCCUUCGAUCUGACAACGAGUACCUUCCCGAUGUCGCGACGGUCAACCUGAAAGCUAAAGGCAAUAUGCUUGCGGAGAAACUACGUAAUCUUAACUUGGAUUUGAAAUACCAGAGAUUCAAGGAACAGAAUAGACUGUUAGUCGACAGCGUUCUUACUGCCGAUGACAACAAGUACACUUUGAACUCUGAGAUUCAGCAACAGAGCACAAACAAUAUAUUCCACCUGACAGCCAGCUCUCCGUUAGGAAAGACAGAAGUGCUCUCCAAAUUCCAGAAGCUGGGUGACAAGGAAUACAAAGGUGAAUGGAAAGUGGAUACUCCCAAAGGAUUCGCGGUUGCCGACGCACACGUAGACUUAGAAAGCGUAGACAACUUCGUAAUCAACGCCAAUUUUGAUAGUGACAAACUAAAACACCGUAAAAUCCAUGCUGAAAUUGCCAACAAACCAACAGCAAAGUCUGGAAAGAGGAUUGUCAUCACUGUCACCAGUGACGGUCAGAACAUCGUAGCUGGAAGCACAAGUUACAAGAAGCGCGACGAAGAUGGAAAGAUCGUGGUGGAAGGUAACGGAAGUCUGAAAGUUGGCGACGACACGAAGAGCUCGUCCUUUAAGUACACUCGUCAGCAAUUAACACGCGAGAAGGACGGUGAAGUAGGAGUCGCGAUGGUAUUGAACGCUAAUUUCGGACCGUCAGCUAUCGUUGGCGAACUGAAACUGUCAAACAAGGAGGUGCACGUAUUCAACAGUUACUGCGAACAGAACAAGGACUGUGCUCACUUCAAGCUUCAAUCGACCCUUGAUGUGGAACAGAAAGCUCUGCUGAAGCACCAGAUAACGGUGGAGGUCGACCUGAAGAAGUUCAACGUACCUGCCGAGUUCGGGUUAAAAACCAGCACGGAGUUGAAGAAGCCCAUCUUCGACCACACCACUAAUCUCUAUCUCCACUCUACCAAAGACAAGUCCGAAUACACCUACCAAGUUUACAUCCAUCCUAAAGAAGCAGCCAGCAUCCUGACGCUGCCAUCUCGUGAGAUAGCCGCCGUUGCGACGUAUGAUUUGCCGAAGACCAAGCACACUGGCGCGUACAAGGUGGACCUGUCGAUUUACCUUGACAGAAAGAACAAGCCGGCCGAUAAGACUAGCCUGUCAAGCAGCGGAGACGUCCUUAUCGACGAGAACAACUUGUCGCUCAGCGGAGAAACCAAAUUCACUUAUCCUACCCAACCUAAGGGUAUGGUAGUGAAAGGAUCGCUUCAUCAUAGCCGCGACCGUCUGUUGACUGCCAAUCUGGACAUCGACGUCUUCGCCAAGAAAUCUCAGAUGAUCUCGCUGGUGGCUAACGUGCAACGACAACCGAUCACAGAUGGGUCAAAUGUGACCGGUUCCGUCGAAGUGAACAGCCGUGGACAGCACUUGAAACUCGAUCUCAAAUCUCAUCUCACUUUGUCCAAACAACAAGCAGGAUUUGGUAGCUUCUUCUCUUACAGCGAUGUGAAUCAGAAAAUGAAGACCAUGGGUGUUCUAUUUUCCGCGGAUGUCAAUCACAUUUCGUUGCUGGCUACUUUGCCCGACAAAGAAUUGAUCAGGGACGACUGGAAGUUGCAAUUCGCGAAAAAUCGACAGAAAAUCGACAGAGAAUUGUCUGUGUUGGGAGAAACACCCAAUGUGAUCACCUUUGAAGCCAACGAUUUUAACCGUUUUAAUUUGCAAAUUCAUCCGAAAGACAAACCAAACGACAAACUAAGCGUGAACGGACAAGCAGUGAUCGGCCAAUUAGCCCAAGUCCACGCAGAUUUGUACAAAAAUGGCGCCAAGAAGGAACUGUUCCACGUUUUGGUUCAUCUUGACGAGAAACAAUUCUUGAAGCCUGAUUUUGGUUACAACAAGGAAAACGUAGCCGAACUUUUGGAAAUAUAUAAAAAUAGAAAUAUCCAACUGGCUAUGAAGAUGAAAGACGUACAUGAAUACGUGGUUGAGAAGGUAAAAGCAGAGACUACAGACCUUGUGGAACAUCUGAAAAAGGCCGAACCGAACCUAAAGCCCCUCAUGGACUAUUAUCAAGGAGAGUUAAAUAAGAUGAAGGAUGAUUUCUAUGCUGACGAAACUGUCAAAGAAAUUCAAGCUACCUUAAAUAAAUAUUUCGGCGCAUUAGUCGCAACCGUGGCAGAAACCAUGAAACAGAUCGCUCAAGGUUUAGAAAAAUUGCGGGAGCAGUUAAACACAAUUAUAGUGGAUGUGGAGAAAGCCAUCGCGCGAACUUAUCCCGAGCUGAAAGCAUCUUACAACAAGAUUUUCCAUCAAGUUAUGGAAAUCCUCGACGCCGUCGCCAAACUCGCAAACACUUAUCUGAAUGCUAUCUUGAAUAUCAUCAACGAGCAUCAAAAGGAGAUACAAGACGUUAUGAGCGUGGUAUCAGGAAUGACCCAGGACUUUGCGAAGAUAAUAACAAAAGGAUUGGAACAGAUUAAAGCGAAUCUUGAGGAAUUCGCCGCCAUGUUGGUCAACCAGCUGAAAGCUCUACCGAUUUACGAGGUAGCCAAAGAGAAAUACCAGGAGUUGCUGAACUUCCAGAUACCGGAAAUGGUCAUCAGUCCUGUUGAAGAAUUUUGUAGGGUUUUGAACACAGCUCUGCCCACGGAAGAACUGCGUCAACUCACUGAUGCUUCAUGCCAGUAUCUUCUUAAACACGUCAAACGCGAAAAGGUUGACGAGAUAGCGGAGCUGAAGAGGCUGUACUCGUACGCAGUGACUGCGAUCCAAUCCCUGCUGACCCUUUUACAGAAGCAGGCAACCUUCGAUAACGCAUUAAACUUUGUUCAAAUCCAGUCACCCAUUGAUUUCAGCCUUUUGUCAAAGCUUCCAGGCAUUUCUACCCUCAGGCUAUCCGUCCUGAAUCUGUUGCGCAACCAGGAGCUACCGUCGCCAUUGGAUCUGUACUACACUUAUAGGCCAACCCUUUACCCAAGCGACAUACUGCCACCAUUCAGCAAAUCAGCAGUCGUUACUGAUGGAGGACACAUUUUCACAUUCGAUGGACGCCAUUUGACGAUGCCUGGAACGUGCAACUAUAUCCUGGCACAGGACAUGGAAGACGGAAACUUCUCGGUAGUGGCGAACUUACAAGGAGGAAAUCUUAUCAGUGUCACUAUUACAGAACCUAAAGAAAGCAUCACGCUCAAGAACAAUGGAAACAUCCUGGUGAAUAACAAACCGGCCGAUUUCCCAGCGAGCACGAAGAACUUGCACGCAUACCUCGUCCAACCAUUCGCCAAUGUCAAAUCCGAUUACGGCGUACGUCUCACGUGUUCAAACAAGGUGCCAAUGAUUUGCGCCGUCCACGUUUCCGGUUUCUACUUGGGCAAACUACGCGGGCUCUUUGGUGAUGGCAACAAUGAACCGUACGAUGAUUAUACUUUGCCCUCCGGAAAGAUCACUGAAAGCUCAACUGAGUUUGGAAAUGCCUAUAAAUUGAAGAAUGAGUGUCCAGAUACAACUGCAGUUCAUCACAAAGAGAGAGCUCCAAUUUGUACAGAAUAUUUCACCAGCCAAAGUUCCUCAUUAAAGUCAUGCUUCAACUACGUAAAUCCGGCUAAUUAUCGCGAGGCCUGCGAUCACGCAGUUGGCAUGGGUACACCUGAAAAUGCUUGCAUAAUUGCCACGGCUUAUCACUAUGCUUGUUACGCACAACGUGUGAUGACUACUCGUGUUCCUUCAACAUGCACAAGCUGCAAAGUGGGUGCGAACAAGAUAAACAUCGGCGACACAUUCAGCGUGAAAGUACCAAAGAAAGAGGCUGAUAUCGUAUUCGUUGUGGAACAACAAACUCCAAAUGACAAAAUUUACAAGGAACUGGUUACGCCAUUGAUGGGUGAACUCAGAGAGGAAUUGAAACAACAUGGUAUCACGGACGUGCACAUUGGUCUAAUCGGAUUCAGCGAAAGCAUGAAAUGGCCGCAACACUACACCUUAAACGGCAACACAAACAUCGAAGGUGAUGUGAAGAACAUGAAAUUCAGCGAGAAGAAACCGAGUGUCAGUAUGGAGGAAGCGAAGGAAGGCAACACGGAAAAGAAGAUAACCUACUUGCACCAGAAGCUGGACAUUGAACUAGGAACAUUUAGACUGACCGACGCUUAUGAGGAAGCAAUCCGAUAUCCGUUUAAACCGGGCGCAGCCAAAGCGGUUGUUGGCGUGAUUGCUAAUCCAUGCGAGAAGAGUCCAUUCCCUAUUUCUCUGCAACAAAUAAGGCUUCUGUUGGGUCAGAAAAUGUACCGCGAUCUCGGACUCACAUAUCAUCACGUGUCAUACCCGAACGAACUGCUUGUAUCGGGUAAACCACAGAAGAAUAUCGUCGGCUAUGACCAAGAUUACGCGUACACGUUUGCUGACAGCAAGAAGAAGCCUCUCAGCGGAAGCAGCGACAUGAAGAACAACCUCGUCGCGACGACCAACGACGUCUGCGCUGACUUCGCAGUUUCCUCUGGAGGAGCAGCGUUCAGUUCAGACAACUUCUUAGACGCUAAACCAAACCAGAAGAAGCAAUUCAUUCAAGUAGCUGCAAGGAGGAUCGUCGAUGGACUCGUUAACGUAGAAUUCGAGAAAGAUUGCUCGUGCGAUUACCAAUACGGUUUAAUCGGACGUACUCAAUGCAAAAUCGUUGGUCGCAAAGAAGCACCUGCGAGAUCCACCAAGGGAGUGAAAGGUUAAAAGAGGAGCUCACCGCGCAGACUAAUCGAUUACCAAUUAAUUUAGCUGUAAUUGUAUUUGUUACUUUGUUAUAAUACAACAGGCGCCUUUUUUAUACUAGUAAGCGAAUUAAAACAUUCACCGGAUCUGUCCGCCAACGGAGAGGUCAAACGAUCACGUGUAAUUAAUAAACGAGGACUGAGUGUUUCUUCAUCGCGCGACGAGAUUCGUCUUCGAACGUAAACAAGAUAAUUAAACGGUCACCAUUUUAUCUUUUCUUCCGUCGUGAAUGAUUUAGCUGCGAAUUUUGUACAUCAAGCGAACGCGUAGGUAUUAAAAAUUGCGUGACGAUUAAACUAAUAAUAGAACAGGAGGAGAAUGAAAUGAAAAAAAAGGAAGACGACGAGUAAACAGGGGAUGGAUAUCGAUUCGAUUUUACGGUACGAUUUGUACGGCUUACCUUUAUUAAGUUAAGAUUCCGAUGCUGUACGACUCGAGCCUGUUAAUCUGAAUUCAAUACCUAACCAACGUAUCGUUUAUCCUCGAUACUAGAUGCUAUGUGUGACUUGUGAAGAAAUAUACCUUACAUUGUUCUUAUAUGUA